This is a messenger RNA of Aspergillus udagawae, 681 nucleotides long. Its product is annotated as spindle checkpoint protein MAD2. The transcript has 8 exons. Gene Ontology annotation, cellular component: cytoplasm; kinetochore; nucleoplasm. Gene Ontology annotation, biological process: mitotic spindle assembly checkpoint signaling. Bases 1 to 681 code for a protein of 226 amino acids. The record is from RefSeq and is a predicted model, not a curated record. NCBI's taxonomy places the organism in Eukaryota, Fungi, Ascomycota, Eurotiomycetes, Eurotiales, Aspergillaceae.
AUGUCAGCAACGAAAGAUAAAUCCAAGGUGCACAAGCUCUCCAUCAAAGGGUCAGCGAAGCUCGUGGCGGAAUUCUUUGAAUACUCGAUAAACUCCAUCCUGUUUCAACGAGGGGUAUAUCCACCAGAAGACUUUACAACUGUUAAGAAAUAUGGUCUCAAUAUGCUCGUUACCGCCGACGACCAGGUCAAGGCCUACAUCAAGAAGAUUAUGUCGCAGUUAAAUAAGUGGAUGCUUGGAGGCAAGAUAUCGAAACUUGUUGUGGUGAUAACAGAUAAGGAGACUGGGGAGCAUGUCGAAAGAUGGCAGUUUGACGUCCAAAUAUUCGGAAAGCAUACCAAGAGCCAAACUUCUCGAAAAUCUGCCGAUAAGGAGAACGCCACUCCGGGAGACACGGAGAUGCAAGAUUCGACCGCAGUCGAGAAGACAGAGAAAGAAAUCCAGGAAGAGAUACAGGCUAUCUUCCGCCAAAUUACGGCCUCUGUCACUUUCCUCCCAGUUCUGGACGGAGACUGCACAUUCAACGUCCUCGUGUACGCUGACGCAGACUCGGAGGUGCCCGUAGAAUGGGGCGACAGCGAUGCCAAAGACAUCAAGAAUGCCGAGAAAGUGCAGCUGCGAAGCUUCAGUACGAAUAACCACCGAGUGGAGACCCUGGUCAGCUAUCGCCUGGCCGAAUGA